CCAGAGUCUGCGCAAAACGAACACGUCUCGUGGUCGCGCUGCUUGUGCUGUCACGAGCCUUGUCCAAGGCUACCGAGUAGUGAAUUGACAUCAAUUAUUGACAACAUCGAAUUGCCUUCGUUUAGCCAUCGGACAUACGUCAUUAUUGGAAUAGAUACAUUGUGGAAAUACGAUGGUAUGCUGACUGAUCACGGUCAACUGGUGAUGUUUUCCAAGAUUUGAUAUAGCUAGCUAGCCAGCUAACGUUAGCUGUUUAGCUAGCUUGCGUGCGUGACUCACUGACAGAGUCAGAGAUCAGACUGAGUGGCAUUUUUUUGGCAUUGUGCUUUUUCUCUGAUAUCUGGAUAUAUAACGUUAAUAUAUUUAGCGGGUAGAUGUAGUUAGUUACAACUGCGUGUACUUAACCGUCAUCUGGUCGUGAACGAAGAGAAGGUUUGAAUGAAUUUGCUAGCCAGCGGAAACGUCGGCUAGUUAACACGGAUAUACUUGGAUUAACCAUACUGCUAGUUUGCUGAAUUGAUCAACGGCACUGUCAUCCAAACUAGCUAAUCUACAUUGCUAGCAAGCUAUUACAAACCUGCUAUCUUUGGUAAAACGCCAAGGAACAUAAACGUUUAAAAGUUGGUUAGCUGGCUAACUAGCUAGGAAACAAGCUAACACACCCUGCACUGUAACACCUAAACGCCAGCUGACGUUUGAUAGCUGACCAUCGACAAUUCAUUUUUUACGGGAAAGGCCGGAGUGAGGACAGAAACCAGCAAAAAUGCCGGCUGUGUCGAAGGGAGAUGGGAUGCGCGGAUUAGCGGUGUUCAUUUCGGACAUACGGAAUUGUAAGAGCAAGGAGGCAGAGAUCAAGCGGAUCAAUAAGGAGCUGGCCAACAUCCGCUCCAAGUUCAAGGGGGAUAAGGCACUGGACGGCUACAGUAAGAAGAAGUAUGUCUGCAAGCUGCUCUUCAUCUUCCUGCUGGGACAUGACAUUGACUUUGGACACAUGGAGGCUGUCAACCUGCUCAGCUCCAACAAGUACACAGAGAAACAGAUCGGCUACCUGUUCAUCUCGGUGCUGGUGAACAGCAACAGCGAGUUGAUCCGCCUCAUCAACAACGCCAUCAAGAACGACCUGUCUAGCCGCAACCCCACCUUCAUGUGCCUGGCCCUGCACUGCAUCGCCAACGUGGGCAGCCGCGAGAUGGCCGAGGCCUUCGCUGGAGAGAUACCACGCAUUCUGGUGGCCGGGGACACCAUGGACAGUGUGAAGCAGUCUGCUGCCCUGUGUCUUCUGCGUCUGUACAAGGCCUCCCCAGACCUGGUCCUGAUGGGGGAGUGGACCUCCCGGGUGGUGCACCUCCUCAACGACCAGCACAUGGGUGUUGUCACAGCAGCCAUCUCCCUCAUCACCUGUCUCAGCUCGAAGAACCCAGAUGAGUUCAAAACCUGUGUGUCCCUGGCUGUUUCUCGUCUGAGCAGGAUUGUGUCGUCAGCCUCCACUGACCUGCAGGACUACACCUACUACUUUGUCCCGGCCCCGUGGCUGUCCUGUAAACUGCUGCGCCUGCUGCAGUGCUACCCCCCGCCAGAGGAUGGCGCCGUGAAGGGCCGCCUGGUGGAGUGUCUGGAGACCAUCCUGAACAAGGCCCAGGAACCACCCAAGUCCAAAAAGGUGCAGCACUCCAACGCCAAGAACGCCAUCCUGUUCGAGGCUAUCUCACUCAUCAUCCACUACGACAGUGAGCCCAACCUGCUGGUGCGUGCCUGUAACCAGCUAGGUCAGUUCUUGCAGCACAGAGAGACCAAUCUGCGCUACCUGGCUCUGGAAAGCAUGUGUACCCUGGCCAGCUCGGAGUUCUCCCAUGAGGCAGUCAAGACGCACAUUGAGACCGUCAUCAACGCACUCAAGACUGAAAGGGAUGUGAGUGUUCGCCAGAGGGCUGCUGACCUGCUCUACGCCAUGUGUGACCGUAGCAACGCCAAGCAGAUAGUUGCCGAGAUGCUCAGCUACCUGGAGACAGCCGACUACUCCAUCAGAGAGGAGAUGGUGUUGAAGGUGGCCAUCCUGGCAGAAAAGUAUGCAGUGGACUACUCAUGGUAUGUUGACACCAUCCUUAACCUCAUCCGCAUUGCCGGGGACUACGUCAGUGAGGAGGUGUGGUACCGCGUCAUCCAGAUUGUCAUCAACCGCGAUGACGUGCAGGGCUACGCCGCCAAGACUGUCUUUGAGGCGCUGCAGGCCCCAGCCUGUCAUGAGAACAUGGUGAAGGUGGGGGGGUACAUCCUGGGAGAGUUUGGAAACCUCAUCGCCGGGGAUCCCCGCUCCAGCCCUCUGGUCCAGUUCAACCUGCUCCACUCAAAGUUCCACCUGUGUUCGGUGCCCACGCGCGCCCUGCUGCUCUCCGCCUACAUCAAGUUCAUCAACCUGUUCCCCGAGACCAAGGCCACGAUCCAGGAGGUGCUUCGCUCCGACAGCCAGAUCAGGAACUCAGACGUGGAGCUGCAGCAGAGGGCCGUGGAGUACCUCAAGCUCUCCUCCAUCGCCAGCACCGACGUCCUGGCCACUGUGCUGGAGGAGAUGCCUCCCUUCCCAGAGAGGGAGUCAUCCAUCUUGGCCAAGCUGAAGAAGAAGAAGGGUCCGGGUGCCGUGACGGUGGAGCUGGAGGACGGCAAGGAGAGAGGAGAGCUCAACGGUGGAGGGGACAGGGGGGGCGACGCUGCCAUCGCAGCCUCUAACGCUUCCACACCCUCCCCUUCAGCGGAUCUGCUUGGCCUUCGUUCAACCGCUCCUGUUAGUGGGACCACUCCCAGUGCAGGCAGCCUAUUGGUUGAUGUGUUUUCAGAGGCGGGGCCUUCUGCCACUUCUGCUGGCGUGAACGACGACGGCUUCCUGAGCGCUCUUCACGCUCCCGAGGCCUCUGACUCCCCAUUGGUGGAGGGUCCUGGUGACUCGGACUCUGCUCCCCCUACUGUGGCCUCUGAGGAUCCUGCCCCUCCUCUGCCCGAGUCAGACGAGCUUCUCAACAAAUUUGUGUGUAAGAACAACGGUGUGUUGUUUGAGAACCAGCUGCUUCAGAUCGGCAUCAAGUCUGAGUACCGCCAGAACCUGGGGAGGAUGUAUCUGUUCUAUGGCAAUAAAACCUCGGUGCAGUUUGUCAGCUUUAACACCACAGUCAGCUGUCCAGGGGAGCUGCAGUCUCAGCUCAACGUGCAGACCAAAACAGUGGAACCCCUAGUGGAGGGAGGAGCACAGGUGCAGCAAGUCAUCAAUAUCGAGUGUCUGACCGACUUCAUUGAUGCUCCGCUGCUCAACAUCAAGUUCAGGUAUGGGGGAGCCCUGCAGAAUAUCUCUCUCAAGCUGCCUGUCACCAUCAACAAGUUCUUCCAACCCACAGAGAUGGCAGCCGCAGACUUCUUCCAGCGCUGGAAACAACUCAGCCAGCCCCAGCAAGAAGCACAAAAGAUCUUCAAGGCCAGUCAUGGCAUGGACACAGAAGUGCUCAAGGCCAAGUUGCUGGGCCUGGGGACGGCCCUUUUGGAGAAUGUGGAUCCUAACCCAGAGAACUAUGUGUGUGCUGGAGUCAUCCAGACCAAGGCCCAACAGGUCGGCUGUUUGCUGAGACUGGAACCCAAUGCGCAGGCCCAGCCUGGCGAGCAGAUGUACCGGCUGACUCUGCGCAGCAGCAAGGACACUGUUUCCCAGCGCGUCUGUGACCUCCUGGCAGAACAGUUCUGAAUCCCUGAGUCUAGAACUCACCCAACGCGCUCCAGGCCAUCAUCACCACGCUCUAGACGCCCAACACACCGAGACCAGUGUUUCAACCCCCCCCCCCCCCCGAACAAA
Messenger RNA from Oncorhynchus kisutch (coho salmon), 3832 nucleotides. RefSeq names its product AP-2 complex subunit alpha-2. Gene Ontology annotation, cellular component: membrane coat; AP-2 adaptor complex. Lineage: Eukaryota; Metazoa; Chordata; Actinopteri; Salmoniformes; Salmonidae. Gene Ontology annotation, molecular function: clathrin-cargo adaptor activity. Bases 764 to 3724 code for a protein of 986 amino acids. The record is from RefSeq and is a predicted model, not a curated record. The transcript has 23 exons. Gene Ontology annotation, biological process: clathrin-dependent endocytosis; intracellular protein transport.